UGAUGCAUGUUGACAGAACUUGAACUUUUAUAACUACAUCCAAGGCUGCACGUAGGCCUAUACCGAACUGAGAACACAAACAAUUGCAGUGGGCUUGUUUUUCGUGAUUUUCGUGAUGGAAACCGCCAGAGAGUUCAAUAAGAGAGGGUUUUCGGUCUUGCUGAUGGCCUUCAGCGCUGUCGUGGUAUGGGGAGGAGCGUUCAAGAGUUUGGGUGUGCUUCUUCCAGCAUUGACAGACCAAUUCACUGACUACACUUGGUUGACUGGAAUAGCCGUGUCCAUUAUGGGAGUCACAGCAGAUAUAGCAGCUUUGGUAACGAAGCUUCUCCAAGACAAGUUUGGAAGUGGACGAGUGCUGAUUUGUAGCACAGCAGCAAUGGGUUUGGGUUUCGUGCUGGUCUCGCUGGCUACGAGCAUUGUUCACAUCGCCAUUGUUCUAGCCCUUGUUAGUGGACCAGCGCUGGGAAUUACUAUUGUUUUGAGUAAGGUUGCUCUGGGAUGCCACUUUAACAAGAGAUAUUCCCUGGCCAGUGGAAUAAGCCACACGGGACAAGUCAUCUCUCUACUGGCUUGUGCGCCAAUGAUGCAGCUGUUUCUCGAUACCUAUGGAUGGAGAGGAGCGUCCUUGCUUCUCGCUGGAGUCUGCUUCCAUCCAGUAAUCUGCGCAGUGCUUGUACGAGAAAACAAAACACGGUACGAGAUACCUCCUAAUCAGAGUGAUGUCCACGAAACUAACAGUAAUGAGAGCACCAGUGACAAAUCUUAUUGUGCACAUGCCGUCUCAACUAUGGACCUUGGUGUACUUCUUCGGUUCAAUUUCUGGGUAGUUUGUUCUAUACUGUUUGGGCUUCGAUUCGUAAACACCGCCUGGUUCCUGUUUUACGUUUCCCAUCUUCAAGCCAAGGGCCUUACUCCACAGAUAGCUACAGGGAUUUGUUCAGCUGCCGGCGUAGGCUAUUUUUUGGGAUGUAUAUUGUUUGCAUCUUUUGUGGAUAGAGGCCUUCUGAAGUGCUCAUCUGCAGUACUGGUAAGCAGCCUAGGCUUGGCCCUGUCGCUGGUGGUGGAUCCAUGGCUCGAAGACGCAGUGGCUAUGGCCUUUGCUAACGUUUUCUUUGGCAUGUCCACGUCGGCGCUGUAUAGCCUCAGCGAUGUUCUCACCAAAGAACUGUUGGGUGUUGGAAGACUGACAAGUGCGUUUUCGUGGAUUGGGGCUGUGUGUGUCUUGGGUAGCGCACUCGCAGGAUUUAUGCCAGAUUGGGUAUACGACACCACUGGAAACUUUGACACGGCGUUUAUAGUCUUAAGUAUUACGCCAGUCGUGGCUGCCAUCCCGCUGCUCAUAGGAAGAAUCUGGAAACAACUGUGUUAAAAACACAGUGUUAUUGGUAAAUAUAAGCCAUCCGAUAAUAUUCCCAGUAUUCUUGUAAAUGGCAACCUAAAUUACAGUCAAGUAUUCAUAGCUUACAAUUUCAACAGCUAUUUUGCUGACAUUGGCCCAAAUCUAGCAAGAAAAAUGCACAAAAACACAACUAUAUUUUCUGAUUACCUUUCAAAUCAUGUUCCUCACUCCAGUUACAUACGAUAAAGUCAGUGAUGCCGUAAAAGACCUAGCUAACAAGACCAGUUGUGAAUUUGACUCCGUACAUUUGUUCUUAAAAAGACAAUAUCUGCACAUUCAAAAUCCUUACGUAAAUCUUUUACCUUUUGCUCUCAACCGGCGUCCUACCUGCCAUCUUGAAAAUUGCUAAAGUCAUUCCUGUUCAUAAGAAUUUAGAUAAUAAUGAAAUGAUGAAAUAUAGGGCUAUUUCGGUCUUGUCAUGCUUCUCAAAAAUCCUUGAAAAGUUGUUCUACACACGCACCCUUCGAUUGUUGAAUACUGAUUUCCACUCUCACUCGACCCGCCAAGCCUCACAAUUCCAUUUACCGUAUACAAGAACCCGGCUUGCCCAACAAAGUAUUAAAUAUGAAGGACCGAAAUUUUGGAACUCAUUAGAUAAAUAAAAGUAAUUAUAAGAAAUUACUAUUUAAUUCAUACACUUCUAAUUGAUUUUUUCCUUGUUCUCGAAACCAGUUCCGAUUUAGGAUUUAUGAAUAUUCCACCAGUGAUCUUUUGGUUUGUUUAGUUCAAGUGUUUUGUAUCAACUUUGCACAGUCGUUUGUUUACUUGCUGUGGUGUAUCAAGCCAAUAGAACCAAUUCUAUGCUAUUUUGUACUUCAAUUUAAGUACAGCAAUAAAAUCUGAAUGUAACACGUUUUACUUGGUUUACUGCCACAAGUUUGUAGUACAUUAGGCACAUUAUCAAAGGGUUAAUAAAGGUAUACAAAAUGUGAAGCCAGCGA
Messenger RNA from Acanthaster planci (crown-of-thorns starfish), 2340 nucleotides. RefSeq names its product monocarboxylate transporter 13-like. Gene Ontology annotation, biological process: transmembrane transport. The record is from RefSeq and is a predicted model, not a curated record. Gene Ontology annotation, molecular function: monocarboxylic acid transmembrane transporter activity. Lineage: Eukaryota; Metazoa; Echinodermata; Asteroidea; Valvatida; Acanthasteridae.